Molecule: messenger RNA, 2835 nt
Organism: Pediculus humanus corporis (human body louse)
Lineage: Eukaryota; Metazoa; Arthropoda; Insecta; Psocodea; Pediculidae
Product: alpha-1 catenin, putative
Exons: 20
Coding region: 1-2835 (944 amino acids)
Biological process (GO): cell migration; cell-cell adhesion
Cellular component (GO): adherens junction; actin cytoskeleton; catenin complex
Molecular function (GO): cadherin binding; actin filament binding; beta-catenin binding
Source: RefSeq, a predicted model, not a curated record
AUGAAUAUUUUUUGUAUGUGUGUUACUUUCGGUGUUACACUACUGGUAUUCAUUAGAAUUAUGAGCACUAUGACAGAACAUUUUGGAACAAUCGCCCCAAAAUGGGAUCCAAAACGCCUAGAAAUUCGGACAAUGUCUGUAGAGAAAACUCUAGAGCCUUUAGUUUUUCAAGUGACAACACUUGUUGACACGACCGGACCCUCAAAAAAGAAAAAAGGACGAUCCAAAAGGGCACAUGUAUUGGUUGCUGCCGUGGAAAAGGCUACUGAAAAUUUUAUCGAAAAAGGAGGUAUUAUAGCAUAUGAAAAUCCAGAUAUAAAACAAGAAAUGUUGGCUGCAGUCGAGGAAGUUAGAAAAACAGGUGAAGCAAUGUCAUUAGCAGCUAGAGAAUUUGCAGAUAAUCCUUGUUUGUCUGUCAAAAGAGGAAAUAUGGUGAGAGCAGCCAGAAAUCUUUUGUCAGCAGUUACACGUUUACUUAUUUUAGCAGACAUGGUCGAUGUGCAUUUGCUCUUAAAAUCUUUAAGAGUGGUUGAAGACGAUUUAGAAAAAGUCAAAAAUGCUACGAGUCACAGUGAACUUGUAGACAGUAUUAGAGCGUUCGGUAAAAAUGCCUCUGAAUUAAUGAAUCUUGCUGCCAAGAGACAACAGGAACUUAAAGAUUCUCAUUUACGAGAUGACCUUGCAGCAGCACGCGCCGUAUUGAAAAAACAUUCUACUAUGCUUUUAACUGCGUCCAAGGUUUACGUACGUCAUCCUGAAUUAGCAGCUGCAAAAGCUAAUCGUGAUUACGUUUUCAAACAAGUUUGUGAAGCUGUAAACACAAUAUCAGACGUCGCACAAGGAAAAGGUCCUAGCAGACAUGGGCCUGGGGAAUUAGCAGCAGCUUUGGACGAAUUUGACGCGAGAAUUAUUAUGGAUCCGUUAACUUACAAUGAAGUACGUCUCAGACCUUCCUUGGAAGAACAUUUGGAGAGUAUAAUUAGCGGUGCUGCAUUAAUGGCUGAUUCUUCUUGUACAAGAGAUGAAAGAAGGGAACGAAUAGUGGCCGAGUGUAAUGCAGUGAGACAAGCAUUGCAAGAUUUACUUUCAGAAUAUAUGUCUAAUAUGGGAGUAAAAGAACCGAGCGAAGGUUUAGAAAGAGCAAUAGAUAACAUGUGUAGGAAAACGAGAGAUUUAAGACGUCAGUUAAGAAAAGCCGUGGUCGAUCACGUGUCUGACAGUUUCCUGGAAACGAACGUGCCACUUCUCGUUCUCAUAGAAGCAGCAAAAGCUGGAAAUGAAAAAGAAGUUGAAGAAUAUUCAUUGGUUUUUACCGAGCACGCUAAUAAACUUGUCGAGGUGGCCAACCUGGCUUGCAGCAUGUCGGGUAAGGAAGAUGGAGUUAAAAUGGUUCGUUACGCUGCGGCUCAAAUCGAAAAUUUAUGUCCACAAGUAAUAAAUGCUGCACACAUUUUGGCAGCUAGACCAAGAUCAAAAGUCGCGCAAGAAAACAUGGACGUGUUUAAAGACGCAUGGGAAAAUCAAGUACGAAUUUUAACGGAAGCUGUCGACGACAUUACAACCAUAGAUGAUUUCUUGGCCGUAUCCGAAAAUCACAUAUUGGAAGAUGUCAACAAAUGUGUUUUGGCAUUACAAGAAGGGGAUGCGGAUACGUUGGAUCGUACUGCUGGCGCAAUCAGAGGACGAUCAUCGCGAGUUUGUAAUGUUGUAGGUGCGGAAAUGGAUAAUUACGAACCUGGAAUAUACACGGAGCGCGUACUGGAAGCCGUUAAAGUAUUAAGAGACCAAGUUAUGCCAAAUUUCGCGCAAAGAGUUGAAGUUGCCGUCACUGCAUUGUCAUCAAAUCCUAACAAAGAUGUCGACGAAAAUGAAUUUAUCGACGCAUCUCGUUUGGUUUACGACGGUGUUAGAGAAAUUAGACGAGCCGUACUUAUGAUAAGAACGGAUGAGGAACUUGAUCCCGAUGAUGUCGAAUUUGAUGAUCAUUAUAUAUACGAGACGAGAAGCAAAUCAAGCGCUCACACGGGUGAUCCACACGGAAUCGACGAAUAUCCCGACAUAAGUGGAAUCACAACAGCAAGAGAAGCCAUGAGAAAAAUGACGGAAGAAGACAAGCAGAAAAUAGCUCAACAGGUUGAAAAUUUCAGGAGUGAAAAAUUAAAAUUUGAUUUAGAAGUUGCCAAAUGGGACGAUGCGGGUAACGACAUUAUAUUUUUAGCCAAGCACAUGUGCAUGAUAAUGAUGGAAAUGACUGAUUUUACCAGGGGUCGCGGACCUUUGAAAACGACCAUGGAUGUUAUAAAUGCUGCCAAGAAAAUUUCAGAAGCGGGAACGAAAUUGGAUAAGCUAACGAGACAAAUUGCCGAUCAAUGUCCGGAAUCGUCAACGAAAAAAGAUUUACUGGCUUAUUUGCAAAGGAUCGCUUUGUACUGUCACCAAUUAAACAUAACAUCAAAAGUAAAGGCUGACGUACAAAAUAUUAGCGGAGAAUUGAUCGUUUCAGGGUUGGACAGUGCGACAUCAUUAAUUCAAGCUGCCAAAAAUUUAAUGAACGCCGUUGUUUUGACGGUGAAAUCUUCUUACGUUGCUUCCACUAAAUAUCCAAGACAGGGAACGGUUGCUUCUCCCAUCGUCGUUUGGAAAAUGAAAGCGCCCGAAAAAAAACCGUUGGUACGUCCGGAAAAACCCGAAGAAGUCCGAGCAAAAGUUCGUAAGGGAUCGCAGAAAAAAGUUCAAAAUCCAAUUAAGGCAUUGAGCGAAUUUCAAAGUCCAACGGAAUCUGAAAACUUAUAUAAAAUGAAUAAAAAGAAUGCAUUUGUGAGAAUUAAUAUAUAA